Molecule: messenger RNA, 4765 nt
Organism: Xyrauchen texanus (razorback sucker)
Lineage: Eukaryota; Metazoa; Chordata; Actinopteri; Cypriniformes; Catostomidae
Product: astrotactin-2-like
Exons: 23
Coding region: 16-3909 (1297 amino acids)
Biological process (GO): neuron migration; neuron cell-cell adhesion
Source: RefSeq, a predicted model, not a curated record
CGGGAGCAGAGCGGAAUGACACCGAGAGGCGCGCGUGUCCUGCUGCCGCUGCUGCUGGCGCUCUUUGCCAGCGGAACCGGCGCCGGAGGAAAACUGGACGAAGACCGGGACAAGAGAAGCGACGCGGAGAGCCCUUGUGAGGUAAAGACCGUGACCGUGUCCACGCUGCCCGUGCUCCGGGAGAAUGAGUUCAGCUUCACGGGCGCAGGAUCCGGGAGUCUCGCUGGAGGAGGAGAGUCCAGACUUCUGCUGUUCGUCAGGACUGACCUGCCGGGGCGCAUCGCGGUUAUGGAUGAUCUGGACAACACGGCGCUGCCGUUCUUCACCCUAGAGAUGUCUGGGACAGCAGCAGACAUCUCACAGGUGCACUGGAAGCAGCAGUGGCUGGAGAACGGGACGCUGUACUUCCACGUAUCCAUGAGCAGCUCAGAGCAGCUCUCACAGGUCACACAACCCACAAUACGAGAACCGCCACGCGUCCUGCAUGAACACAUGCAUCUGCUGCACAUCUCUGUCAUGGGUGGUCUGAUCGCUCUUCUUCUUCUAAUCUUGCUCUUCACGCUGGUACUCUACACCCGUCAGCGUUGGUGCAGGCGUCGCCGUGCCCCUCAGAAGAGUGCAAGUACUGAGGCCACACAUGAGAUCCACUACAUCCCCUCCAUUCUCCUGGGCCCUGCACAGAGUAGGGACAGUUUCCGGAGCUCCAGACCCCUCCAGCACAGCUCCGUUAUUGGCAUGCCCAUCCGGGAGACACCCAUCCUCGAUGACUGCGAUUGUGAAGAUGACGAGCAGCCCGGACAGCUGCUUGAUGGGAAAGUACAUCUGGAUGACGACUUGUGCAGCCAGGGCACUCACAGCAUGGACAGCCUUGGGAAGGGUAUAGGAGAGGCUAAUCACAAGCAGAGCAUGGAUAAUAUAGUGUUAAACCCAGAUCAGGAGAGCGUCGAGGCCCUGAUGCAGCGGUUUAAAGAGAGUUUCCGCACCACUAACACCAGUAUGGAGAUAACACACUUCCAGAAUGUUACACACGGCUCCUCCGGCCGGAAGAGAGGGCAAGCUCACAACAGAGUUGGAGGCGUGUUUGGUCGUCAGGGAGAUUCUGGUUCAAAAAUGGAUGAUGACACUCAGCUGAAGUUUUACACAGAGCACAGGGGCCGUCGCCGUAGCAAAGGCUGUCCACAGAGUCCGAUGAGCAAGGCCACGUUAACACUCAUCACCGUCUGCACUUGUGUGGUGGCGGUCGUGUACGGCACACAGACUUCCUGUCCUCUCAGCGUUAAGCUCACGCUACAUGUUCCUGAACAUUUCAUUGCUGACGGCAGCAGUUUUGUGGUGAGCAUGGGUAGUUACCUGGACGUCUCUAACUGGUUGAAUCCAGCUAAACUGAUGCUGUACUACCAGACCAACACCUCCACACAGUGGGUGAGAGAUUACUGUGGACAGAGAACCACUGAACCCUGUGAACAUCUGUGUAACCAGGAGACCGGUGAAUGCAGCUGCCUGGAGGGUUACGCUCCUGACCCCGAGCAUCAACAUCUCUGCAUUCGCACCGAUUGGGGCCGUAAUGAGGGUCCAUGGCCGUACUCGAACCUGGAGCGAGGUUACAACCUUGUCACAGGAGAACAGGCUCCUGAGAAGAUUUUCAGGUCGUCCUACAGUCUUGGUCAAGGCCUUUGGCUGCCAGUCAGUAAGAGCUUCGUGGUUCCUCCGGUGGAGCUGUCAAUCAACCCAAUUGCCAGCUGUAAGACAGACGUGCUGGUUACAGAAGACCCAGGAGAAGUGCGGGAAGAAUCCAUCAUGUCCACAUACUUUGAGACAGUAGAUGAUCUGCUUGCAUCGUUUGGUCCAGUGAGGGACUGCUCCAAAGACAACGGAGGAUGCCGCAAGAACUUCAAAUGUGUUUCUGAUAGACGCAUGGACUCAACAGGCUGUAUGUGUCCAGAAGGCUUGCGGCCGAUGAAGGAUGGUUCAGGUUGCUAUGACUACUCUCUUGGCACGGACUGUACUGAUGGAUUUAACGGUGGCUGUGAGCAGUUGUGUCUUCAACAGCUGGUUCCUCUACCUGACGAUCCCACCUCCAGCAAUGUGCUCAUGUUCUGCGGGUGCGUGCAGGAAUACAAGCUGGCUGCUGAUGGGCGCAGAUGUCUUCUCACUGAUCACUGUGAAGGGUCCAAGUGCCCGAGACAAGAUGCCCGCUUCAACGACACACUCUUCAGAGAGAUGCUGCACGGAUACAAUAAUAAAAGCCAGCAGGUUAACCUGAGACAAGUCUUUCAGAUGACAUUUAGGGAUAAUAACUUCAUCAAGGAUUGUCCGCAGCUGGCUGAUGGUCUGAUGGUGAUCCCUCUGCCUGUGGAGGAGCAGUGUCGAGGAGUUCUAUCAGAACCUCUGCCAAACCUACAACUGCUCUCAGGGGAUGCCCAGUUCAGUGAAGCCACAGGAUAUCCCAUGAUGCAACAGUGGCGAGUGCGGAGUAACCUGUAUAAGGUGAAACUCAGUGCCAUCACACUGUCCACAGAUUUCUCAAAGGUCCUGAAAUCUCUGACGGCAGAAAGCACCAGGGACGAGCUGUUGACGUUUAUUCAACAGUACGGCAGUCAUUACAUCUCUGAGGCGCUGUACGGCUCAGAACUCACUUGCAUCAUCUAUUUCCCCAGCAAGAAGAGUCAACAGCAGCUCUGGCUGCAGUACCAGAAAGAGGUCACAGAUCAGGGUGGCAGAUGGGACCUGAAAGCCGUGCCCUUCAUCAGCUACCUGUCAGGUCUGUUGAAGACACAACUGCUGACCGAUGACCUUGUGGCCGGUGUGGAUAUCCGUUGCCAGGAGAAGGGCAGCUGUCCGGCCACCUGUCACCUGUGCAGGCAAGCCGGCCGUGAGGUGCCCAGCCCGAUGCCCGUCCUCCUGGAGGUCAGCCGUGUUGUGCCCCUCUACAGCCUGGUGCAGGAUAACAACACUAAAGAGGCCUUCAAAAGUGCCACUAUGAGCUCAUACUGGUGUGCGGGGAAAGGUGAUGUCAUUGAGAACUGGUGCCGUUGUGACCUGACGGCUCUUGGCAAGGAUGGUCUGCCCAACUGCAGCCCCCUACGACGGCCCAUUUUGAGACUAGCUCCCCACCUGGAACCGUCCAGCACAUUAGUGGCACUGGACUGGACUGACGUGGAACCCCUGAUUGGCUACAAGGUUUCAGAUUACAUCAUUCAGCAUAAGCGUGUGGAGGACCCUUCAGAAGCAGAAAUCUACACAGGAGAGGUUCUGAGUCUCAUGGAUGAUCUUUUCUCAGACCUGAGCUCCUCAUGUGUGGUAGCAGGACGGAGAGGUGGAGAGCAUCCUCAUACUAUGGUCUACUCACUCAUUUUCAAGUGCCUGGAGCCUGACAGCCUUUAUAAGUUCACUCUAUAUGCUGUGGAUAACCGUGGUAGCCGGUCAGAUGCAAGCUUUGUGACCGUCCGCACGUCCUGUCCGAUGGUGGAUGACAGCAAAGCAGAAGAGAUUGCAGACAAAGUUUACAAUCUAUACAAUGGCUACACUAGUGGAAAGGAGCAACAGAUGGCCUACAACACCUUGAUGGAGAUUUCUCCACCACUUUUGUAUCGGGCACAACAUCACUACAAUUCCCACUACGAGAAGUUUGGAGAUUUUGUGUGGAGGAGUGAAGACGAAUUGGGGCCCAGGAAAGCCCAUUUAAUCUUGAGACGAAUGGAUCGAAUCAGCCUGUUCUGCCGCUCGCUGCUCCGCAGUGGAUUCAUCCAAAGCCGGACCGAGAGCGUGCCAUACAUGCUGUGUCGUAGUGAGGACACGAGGCCCAGUGGCACUCUAUGGCAAAGUUCACUCCAUGAGAGCCGGCUAGCCUGCCUGGAGAAACUCAUAUCAGUGCAACGCAACAUUUACGGGAAGUCUAAACUACAAUGAGAUGCUGCCUUUGGAACAUUCAAAUGUCACCUUUUUCUUUAUGGUCUCUGGCUUGGCUGUUCUUUUUCUAAAUCCAAAAAAAAGACUUUGAUACUGCAAGAACAGGUCAUUUUUUGACUAUUUCAAUACAGUUGGGACCGAGGUGAGUCAAACCUUGAAGAGGAAAGCUUGAUUGUUUUUUUUGGUUUUUUUCCCUCUCUUGUAAGGAUGUAGGUUUUGAGCGAUAGGGAGGAACACUGUACUACUGAAGGAGGAUUUAAGACUAAAUAUAAGAAUUUAACUGCAUGAUGCUGCAGAAAUCAAAACAAGGAAUUUAUUGGAUCUCCUUGAUACUCACUUUCAAACAUUGGAAUACCUAGCCAAGCAAAAUAUGGGGACCUGAUAGCUAUGUGGUUGUCCUUGUUUUAUAGUCAUCCCUUUUUGACAUCAAUUCUAUUCAUCUUUUAACUUUUUUGGCAUUUUAUUAUUUGCCUCAAUUAAUUGAGAUAAAAUACUUUUAUCAGGCUCACAGGAAAUGCUUUUUGAGAAAAAAUAUAAUCUUUAGCCAGAAGAAUGUUCUUUAACAGUGUCCAAAGAAGUGAGGCAUUGCUAGCCAAUGAGACCAGUAGAUUCCAUUAAAGCGAAUCAUUUAAUGUAUUUGGCAAAGGUUUUUGGUAUAAGACUUCAUUGUUCAUAAGUUUUCUGUGUUUGAUCAUGUCAGAAGAAUGUGUAUUGCUUCCCAAUAAUUGACCAAAUUGUAAGAAUUUAUCCUUAUAAUUUAACUCAUCAUUUUCAGUAAUUUGCUAGAGUACUGUAUAUACCACACUAUAUUCAUUGUGAUAAUUAAUUAUAAUAUUGUACAUUAAAUUGUAAAUGC